AGAUGAUGAUGUGGAUCCCUUGGAUGCUUUCAUGGCUGAUGUUAGCAAAGAGGUGAAAAAAAUCAAUGCUUUGGAUCAGAAGAAAAAAGUGGGAAAGGCUGGAAAGGCAACAGUUAUAACUCAUGUUGUAACAAAACCAAAAAAGAGGGAUCCAACUAAAGGAGAAUUAAUGGAAAAUGAUCAAGAUGCACUGGAGUAUUCCUCCGAAGAAGAAAAAGAAGACGAAACCAUAGAGUCAACCUACGCACACUUUAAAACCAAGAAAAAGAAGGAUCUACAGGCCGUUGAUCAUGAUAAAGUGUAUUAUUCUUCAUUCAGAAAGAAUUUUUACGUCGAAGUUCCGGAGCUUGCAAAAAUGACCCAAGAAGAGGUUGAUGAAUACCGUGCAAAGCAAGAAAACAUCAGAGUUCGUGGCAAAGAUUGUCCAAAACCUGUGAAAACAUGGGCCCAGUCGGGAGUGAGCCUGAAAAUUCUUGAUGUUCUCAAGAAGAAUGGCUAUGAGAAGCCCACACCAAUUCAAGCUCAAGCGAUACCCGCCAUUAUGAGUGGUAGAGACAUGAUUGGAAUUGCUAAAACAGGAGGUGGUAAGACGUUAGCGUUUCUUCUGCCAAUGUACCGCCAUGUUCUUGACCAGCCUGAACUUGAUAGGGAGGAUGGACCGAUAGGAAUAAUUAUGACUCCAACAAGAGAACUGGCUCUUCAAAUUUUCCGAGAGUGUAAGAAGUUCUGCAAGCCUCUUAAUCUGCGAGCUGUCUGUGUGUACGGUGGCACAGGAAUCAGCGAACAGAUUGCAGAGCUCAAACGUGGAGCAGAAAUCAUUGUUUGCACUCCUGGCAGGAUGAUAGACAUGCUGACGGCGAAUAAUGGUCGGGUGACAAAUUGUCGACGUUGCACGUAUUUAGUUCUGGAUGAAGCCGACAGAAUGUUUGACAUGGGAUUUGAGCCUCAGGUGAUGAGAAUUAUCGACUGUAUCAGACCGGACAAGCAGACGGUUAUGUUUUCUGCAACUUUCCCUCGCCAGAUGGAAGCUCUAGCCCGAAAGAUCCUUAUAAAACCAAUUGAGAUACAAGUUGGCGGUCGAAGUGUUGUUUGUUCAGAUGUUACACAACAUGUGGUUGUUAUUGAGGAAGACGACAAAUUCUUAAAGCUACUUGAGUUACUUGGUAUUUACCAGGAGGACGGUAGCGUUUUGGUGUUUGUAGAAAAACAAGAAAACGCCGAUGUGUUGUUUAAAGAUUUGCUGAGAAGGUCCUAUCCAUGUCUGUCUCUCCAUGGAGGCAUGGAUCAGUUUGAUCGUGACAGCACAAUAGCGGACUUCAAAAAUGGCGUCUGUAACUUAAUGAUUGCAACCUCCGUGGCAGCGAGAGGCCUGGAUGUGAAACAGCUGAUCUUGGUUGUGAAUUAUGACUGUCCGAAUCACUAUGAAGAUUAUGUACAUCGAUGUGGGCGUACUGGCCGUGCUGGUAGAAAAGGAACCUCUUAUACAUUUGUUACUCCUGAACAAGGACGACAUGCGGGUGACGUCGUCAAGGCUUUGGAACUGUCCGGUGCAGAGGUUCCAGAAGAUCUUCGUAAGCUUUGGAACGACUAUACAGAAGAGAGAAAGGCGGAAGGAAAGAAUGUAGUUAAAAACAGCGGCUUCACCGGAAAAGGAUUCAAAUUUAACGCGGAAGAAGAGGCUAAGGUUAACGAGGCGAAAAAGAUACAGAAAUGGGCUCUUGGUCUUCAAGACUCAGAUGAUGAAGCGGAAGCCGAAGAGAAAGCUGUGGAGGAAAUUGACAAAAAGUUGGAGGAAGUAUUUAGUAAAGGCAAACCUCAUAUCAAAAAAGCCGCUCCUGAAGCCAAAGGGGAACAAAUCAAAGGCGAGCAACAAGCAAAACUUAACUUGGCCACAAGUAUUGCUGCGAAAAUCAAUCAGAAGAUUAUCGCCGGGACGAACAAUAUGGAUCCGACUCAGCAAGCUGCCAGUCAGAUUAUCAAGGGAGGAACUGUUACCGCUCUUACUGGCCUGGGUCUAGCUAAGCAACUUGCCGAAAAGAUUCAUGGAAAGAUCGGCUACGAAGCUCCAGUGGAGGAGGUGAAACAAGAUGAGAAAAAAACAGAGGAAGAACAGCGGUACGAGGAUGAGGUGGAGAUCAACGACUUUCCUCAAACAGCUCGGUGGAAAGUCACUUCUAAGGAAACUAUUAUGAACAUCACGGAGGUUUCUGAGGCAGCCAUUACUGUGCGUGGAACCUUCUUCCCUCCAGGGAAAGAACCGAAGGCAGAAGGCGAAAGAAAAAUAUAUCUAUACAUUGAGGGUCCUUCUGAACGUUCAAUCCAUCUGGCAAAAUUAGAAAUAAAACGAGUCGUUAAAGAAGAAAUGAUUAGAUUGGGUUCCUUCCGUGGUCCUCAGUCUACUGGCAGAUACAAAGUUCUCUGAGAGGAAUGUUGAACGCACGAUCGUUCUCAUUUUUCAUUCACCGACACUUCCUGUUAAUCCUCUUGGCGUGCCUCGCUUUCUAAUUCUAGCCGGCUGUCUUCCCAAUGUGAAGAAAGUUUUUUAGUCACACAUUACCACUAGCGCUUCUUUGACAGGCAACUUGACAGCUUGUGAACAACUUUUUCAAGUUCGUUGUUUCCGAUCUUUAAGAACCCUCUCCAUCUUCGGCUAUCCAUGUUCCUUCUUGGUUUAAUAUCAUGUCUUGCGUUUUCACUUUUUAGCAACCAUUUUUAUAUACUGUAGCCUCCUUCAAGUCGAAUGCCGUUUUUCACGUCGCAAAAAUAGCUCAAAUUUCAUAAAAAGCUCCUCUAAAUAGGAUAAACCAUUUGGAGGAAAUGAAAGUUUGUUUUUUUUUUUUUAGAAUCAAAGGUAUAGUCACAUACGCUGGGUCAGAAAACCAACCCUUUUUUUAAGUAGAUGAGUUUUUGUGUUUGUGUGCUCUACGUAAAUGUUUUUGCAUUGUGGCAUUUUGUAAGUUAGCUAAAGAUCUGCCAAUAAACUGUAAGGGAGUCUUUUUUUCUGUUAGAGGGAAGCUUUUCAAUGAUUAUCAAACUGUCCGUUAUAGAUCGCUUUCAAAUUGAGAAUCGUGCAAUCAAAACCAAAGUUUUCACAACAGACAGUCAAAGCAAAGGCUAACAUACAAAAAACCACUAAGAACUCCUCUAAGUGUAAACAAGCUAACUGCUUUUGGCGCGGGAAAACGUUUAUACCUCGCUGCCGUCUGCAUUCUUGUAAGUUUUGCAUCUGAUUGGCUAAGAGUGUCGAAAGUUUUCUGGACCAAUCACAGAGCGAAGUAAAGCAAAACCAAUGGAAUCCCGAAUUGCUUUCCACACUCAGUUAAAAAUGUCUGUAAAACCUCACUUUCUCGGCAAGACACCAACAAGCUGUUGUUGCAGUGUGUGGUUGUAAACAAUAAAAAUAAAUUAUUGCAGCUAG
This is a messenger RNA of Pocillopora verrucosa, 3418 nucleotides long. Its product is annotated as probable ATP-dependent RNA helicase DDX46. The record is from RefSeq and is a predicted model, not a curated record. Gene Ontology annotation, molecular function: ATP binding; RNA helicase activity; RNA binding. Lineage: Eukaryota; Metazoa; Cnidaria; Anthozoa; Scleractinia; Pocilloporidae.